Capronia coronata CBS 617.96 is the source of this 1626-nucleotide messenger RNA. RefSeq lists its product as uncharacterized. Lineage: Eukaryota; Fungi; Ascomycota; Eurotiomycetes; Chaetothyriales; Herpotrichiellaceae. The record is from RefSeq and is a predicted model, not a curated record. The transcript has a single exon. The coding region runs from base 1 to 1626 and encodes 541 amino acids.
AUGGGAGGGUCGGCAUUUGCCCCAGAAAAGCUGUCCACACCACGCAUGCCUCCCGACGUGUACAAUUCCACCCUUGCACGCGUGGAAGCACUACUGAGACCGCAUUUCAAACACGUCGGCCACGCCAUCGAGGCGCCCGCCAAGACUUCCUAUGGCGAUAUCGACGUCCUGGUUGCGGAGCCAGUUUCGGCGAUGGAAUCUGUGACAGGAGACUUUCUGGCAGAGGUGCUGGGCGCAGAGAAAUGGAAACGCACGGGUGGGAGUAGCACGUUCAAUCUUGCUUUGAGGUGGCCGCGGCCGCACGAGUUGGACUCUGAGAGAGUUGACCACGAUGCGGUCCAGAUGGUCGUGGGGUCUGGUGCCACGGUCACUCACAGGAGUGAACUUGGAGUCAAGGUCGAAGCAGCAAGAACAACUUCGAUUGAACCCAACACCGCAAGCGAAGACAACAUUCUGCACAUGGAAGGAAAUAGCAAAUCAGUCUACGGCUCACAUAACCAGACGGCAGACCCGAACUGCGACACUCUCACGACUACCACCGCAAAAAGCGACAAAUACGUCCAAAUCGACAUCACGGUAUGUCCGACGGCAUCGUAUCUCAGAUGGCACCUGUUCUUCCAGGCCCACGGCGACCUGUGGAACAUUCUGGGCAGCAUCAUCCGUCGACACGGAUUGACUUGUACGUCCAAGGGCCUUUGUCUGCGUAUCGCUGAAGUCGAAGCACACAACAAAGAACAUUCGCGUGUCAAGAUGACGGACGACCCCAGCACGGUAUUGGAGUACUUGGGGCUGGAUGUUGAGCGGUUCUGGAACCCGUUUGCGAGCUGGGACGAGAUGAUGGCGUACGCGGCUUCAUGUCGGUUCCAUUAUCCUGGACGGUGGAAGGAGAAGGAGAAGGAGAAGGAGAAGGAGAAGGGGAAGGAGACGAAUGAGAAAGAGAAAGAGAAACAGAAUCAAAGCAACACUCCCACUGAGAUCGAGACGGAAGAGAAGACAAAGCUGGCUGGAUCGCAACACAAGGCCCCCACGACCAACGCGACGGCCGAGAAGGGUCUAUAUCUCAAAGCCAACGAUCGACAGAGAGCAGCCAAGAGACCCGUGUUCGGAUACUGGAUCAGCGAAUACCUGCCCAAACAUCGCGACGAUCCGUCCAGCAAGGACGCGCAUUUGUCGAGAGACCAAGUCGUGGACGACGUGAAGAGGUAUUUCGGGCCUGAGUUCGCGCGUACGUUCGACGACCGCAGAAACAAGUGGGUGAGACAGAUCGGCGUGGAUCAGUUGUGGGCGGAUAUCAGGAGUCUGCCGGUCGAGGGCGUCGAGAUCGGGUAUGUCAUUAAAGGCAUGAAGCGAGAGAUUGCGUGCUGCGUCGAGGACAAUCCCGGCCUCGAUGACUCGGCGGAUGUGCGGAUAGCAUUUCUCCAGGGACGGUUUCAGGAUGUCUUGAGCUGGGCGAAGACGAAUUGUAGAGAGGUCGGGGAGAGGCAGAAGAUGCUGGAUAGGGUGAAGAGCCGUGCGCAUCUGAUUGAGAAGCGGAAGCAGGAUGAAGAGAAGGCGAAGGAGGAGGGGAAAGAAGUCAACGAUCAGAAUUCGAGUCAGAGUGGGCCGGAUGGCUCGAAGAAGCAGUGA